AUGCCAGAGACGUCAGGACGGCCACUGCUGCCCCAGACGGCACAGAUGCAGAGCUUCGCCUUUGCGCCGCCCACGCUGGCGCCGCGUGAGAACCAACGCAACUAUGUCUUCGUCGACGAGCACAACAGGCACAAACGCCUGAAAGUAAUGAGAGCAUGUGAAGGAUGUCGCAGGCGCAAGAUCAAAUGCGACGCUGCAACCACUAACGCCUGGCCAUGUGCCGCGUGCAUCCGUCUGAAGCUCAAUUGUGUCCCUCCCACUGUCAGCUACGACAAAGACUUCAAUGAAAACUCGCAGACCUUCGAGCUGGAACCAAGGCCCGAGGAGUAUGCGCCGCCGGGCGCGCCUUCCCAGCACGACUACCAACGCCAUGCAUCCAUGCCACACAUCAUGCCUCACCAGAUGCCACCCAAUCUUCCAACGCCGGUUUCCGCGAUGUAUCAGUCGUCUCCGUAUCCCGAACCGCAACCGCAGGAGGCCAUGCAUUAUCCCACUAUGUCUCAGUCACAACAGCAAAUGAGCUAUCCACCUCAGCAGGCGUACUCCCAAGCAUCAGCUGCAGCACCAGCGAUGGUCAUGACCCCACCAGAAACUGAGCCUCACUGGAGGAAUGAAUCUGUCUCGAGCCUUUCCGAUGCCUUAGGUGAACUCAAGAUCGAUCAUACAGCCAUUGCGCCUUACAUCACCAAUCAGAAGAAAGCGCUUGCAGAAACACCAGCACAGGAGGAAUACGAAGUACAGCUGCCAGCCUCGGUCAGUUUGGAUCACAUUGUCCGCAUUCCACAAGAGAUGAUGCCUUCUGAGGAGCAGGCACUGCAUUACUUCGAUUACUUCUUCACCAACAUCCACCCUUACGUACCAGUCGUCAACAAGUCCUACUUCUACCAGCAAUGGCACAGUGCGCGCGACUCCAUCUCUCCACUUAUGCUCGAGGCCAUUUUCGCGUGCUCGACAAUGAUGCUGGGAGAUGCCGAGGAGGGUAAUAAGUGGUUGGCACUCGCCUCUAAACACGAAGAAAGCUUCAAGGACGUAUCUCGACUGAGCACGAUGCAGGGAAUGGUUCUCCUGGUAAAGGCACGUGAAGGCUCUCCCAAACGUGGUUACUUCUGGCGCUCUUGGAUGGCUGUCGUCAGUCUCACCGCCAUGGCAAAAGACCUGGAGCUGCACGAGCACUAUGACACGCACCAGAUGGGCAGAUCUUGUGGAUCUAGCGCUCACGAUUGCAUUGCCAAAACAAGAGUGUGGCAGAUGUGCCUUGUAUACGAAGCCAUGAUCGGUGGACCCCAAGGACGAUACGACUACAGCGUUGAGCUGGACACAGUGGACUUCGAUAUGCCAAGACCCACACCUGGCCAGGACCCCUCAGAAUUCCAGAUUUCCCGUCAAUUCAUCCAGUACAUUCGAAUCGCAAGGAACGUCUACCUUUCAGCUUUAAUGUAUGGCAAGCUACGAAAGAAGACCACAGACUGGGCUCUAGAUCCAUCUUUUGUUGCGCACAACGCGGAUUUUUCGCUCUGGCAGCGAGAACUGCCUGAUGACCUCCAGAUUUCCUACCCACCAGACAAUUCGGCACCUUGGAUCCCAUCGCAUUACAUUGCAAACUUGCACAGCUAUCAAGCACUCGCUAUCGUAAUGCAUUUCAGACCACAGGUCAAUGCAGUAGCGGAAUCUUACGAUGGCAUCUGGAAACAGCACAUGAUGACAUGCUACUCAGCUGCGAAGACUAUGUGCAAGCUCCAAGAAGCGAUCCUAAAGACGUAUGGGAUGCCUGGCUUGUUGUGCAUGUUACGGGGCAUGAGCUUUACAAUCUACGCGGUCCUCACCUGCACUAUGCUUCACCUGGUUGCCAUCACUUGUCCAGACCCAGACAUCAACCGCGAUGCUCGGGACUUCUUCGUGAGACACAUGCGUGUCCUCGAAGCUUGCGCUCCGUCCUGGCCAAUGCCUGAGAUGCAAGCUCAGGUCAACAGCUUGCGUCAAGCUUUCUCAGCAGACAUCUCGAAGCCAUUCGAGCUGAAACCCACAUUCCCCUUCGGAAGCCCACAAGUGGCGCCUCGAUCAAGUCCUUUAAGCAACCAAGGCUCCUACCGACCUCGUCACCCGAGUCAUCCUUCGCCGUUAGAACAACCAGGUCAGAUCAACUACCAUGCCCACCCCAUUACUCCACCAACAUCGGCGUGCGACCUCGGUUCGAAGACUGACUCCCCUGUAGCUCAGUCGCUGGUCAUGAUGGCGUCCGGUCAACGUGCGCCUCAGUCAAGUGCGGGUAUGCAGAUGCAGGAGAAUGUGCAAUGGAACCCGCAACGCAUUUUCGAUCAAUGGAAUGUAGCGUUUGGUACGCCUCCCCCCACCGCGUCCUCCUCGUCUUCCCCGCCGCUAAGACCCCCACCUUCAGGCACGAACUACGAUAUGCGCCCUCAGGACUCCAACUCGCCAAACUACCAACUAUCAAGCGUUUCGCCACAGCAAAGCGCCAUCCAAGGAGCACCAGUCCAACUACCUACGACUUCAAGUUAUGCCGCUGCGAAUCCAUCCUACGUCACCCCAACCAUGUGGCAAGAGGUUGUUGCUAGCUCUUUCCAGCCCGGGUCCAAGAGAGGAUGGGAUCAGGGUAGCUCCUCAAUGGUCGACCAGUCGAUGUACAAGCGUGCACGAUGA
This is a messenger RNA of Didymella exigua CBS 183.55, 2658 nucleotides long. RefSeq lists its product as uncharacterized. The transcript is spliced from 7 exons. Lineage: Eukaryota; Fungi; Ascomycota; Dothideomycetes; Pleosporales; Didymellaceae. Gene Ontology annotation, molecular function: zinc ion binding; DNA-binding transcription factor activity, RNA polymerase II-specific; DNA binding. The record is from RefSeq and is a predicted model, not a curated record. Bases 1 to 2658 code for a protein of 885 amino acids. Gene Ontology annotation, biological process: DNA-templated transcription; regulation of DNA-templated transcription.